AUGGAAGAAGAUGCUUCGAGCAUGAUUUCAUGUGCCAAAAUGAAUGUGGUUGAAGAAACUUCAGAUUCAAACAACACUAUUUACACAUUGCAGCCAAGCAACAAGCGCAUGAGAGUAGCACAUGACAGCAACACCUCCUUCGCAAAAUUUAAAGGUGUCGUGCCUCAGCACAAUGGACAUUGGGGUGCACAAAUAUAUGCUAACCAUCAGAGGAUUUGGCUAGGCACAUUUAGAUCAGAAAAGGAAGCAGCCAUGGCUUAUGAUAGCGCUGCAAUCAAGCUUCGGAGUGGGGACUCACACAGAAACUUUCCAUGGACAGAACAGACUGCUCAAGAGCCAAAGUUCCAGACCCAUUACAGCUCAGAAGCUGUGUUAAACAUGAUUAGGGAUGGGUCCUAUCCCUCCAAAUUUGCUGCUUUUCUUCGUACACAAUCUCAAAGCAACGAAAUUGGAAUCAGUCUCAAGCAAACAAGGAUAGUGCAUGGAGAUGGACAGUUUUCAUGCAGCAAACUUUUUCUAAAGGAAUUGACACCAAGCGAUGUGGGUAAGCUUAAUAGACUUGUCAUCCCAAAAAAAUACGCAAUCAGGUAUUUUCCUUACAUUUGCGAAAGUACUGUGGAAGAUAACAAAGAUGGUGAUAAUUGCGGCGCUGCCGUAGAUGAUGUCGAGUUGGUAUUCUACGACAAGCAAAUGAAGUCGUGGAAAUUUCGAUAUUGCUAUUGGAGGAGUAGCCAAAGUUUUGUAUUCACAAGAGGCUGGAAUAAAUUCGUGAAGGAAAAGAAAUUGAAGGCGAAUGAUAUCAUCACAUUUUAUACAUGUGAAAGUGCCGAUAAGGCAAAAGAGGGUGAAACAUUUUGUUUGAUAGAUAUAAUUUAUAAUGGGGAAGGAACAAAGAAUUGUUUGGUUGAGGGGAUGGAUGAUCAUGAGGCGCAGGUGGAAUUAGAAUUAAACUUGGGCAAAAGAAAUAUUGUUAGCUACAAAAAUAUAAGCGACGACGAGUACAAAAGAUCUAAUAAGGAAGAAAAGGUACUGAUGAUGAGUGGAUCAGUCGUGGAUAUAACCCACAAUCAUGUGGAUAAAAAAGGUAUUAGGCUUUUUGGUGUACAUAUUAUUGGAGAUAAUAUCAUUUGA
This is a messenger RNA of Carya illinoinensis, 1131 nucleotides long. Its product is annotated as AP2/ERF and B3 domain-containing transcription factor At1g50680-like. Bases 1 to 1131 code for a protein of 376 amino acids. The record is from RefSeq and is a predicted model, not a curated record. Gene Ontology annotation, biological process: regulation of DNA-templated transcription. Lineage: Eukaryota; Viridiplantae; Streptophyta; Magnoliopsida; Fagales; Juglandaceae. Gene Ontology annotation, molecular function: DNA-binding transcription factor activity; DNA binding. The transcript has a single exon.